UCUCUCUUCCCUCUUUCACACAUACAUAUCGAGUGCUAGGUCAGAGGCAUCCUAAAUUGCGCUGAAAUGAGGGAAGGGAAGUGCAGGCAGGAGGGAAGGGAAAAGGCUGGCAGAUAGUGUGUGUAUGUGUGAGAGAGAGAGAGAGAGAGAGAGUGUGUGUGUGUGAGGCAGAGAAUGCAGAUUGAUGCCUCUUGCUGCUUCAGCCUGUAAAGGUAAGAGCGUAUCAAAACAAACGAGGAACACUCAGAGAGGAGAGCAGAAGAAAGGAGAAGAACCUUUCGGAGGAGAGCAGAAGGGUGGACGAAGCGCAGGAGGAUAGAGGAAAGAGGAGGACAGCACCCAGUCAUCUGUCUCCGCGAGUAUGGCUGCUGCACGCUUAUGUCCAGCUUAUGAGAGUGGACAGGUGUUUCGUUUGAAGCUCACGUGCAGCCGUGAGUCAUAUCAGAUAAGCGGCCACUUCACUUUCCUGACCUGAAGGACCUGGAGGACCUGGGGGACCUGAAGGAGGGCAGUUCCGUCUUCAGGAGAUUCUGCAGGAGAGGCAGCAAGGACUGCAGGAUGCUCUUGAGUUCUGGGGAUGCAACAGCGUGGCCAAAUGCCCUGAUUUCUGCUCUGGUGUCCUGCUGAGCUGGUCACUGAAGAGAUGGGUCGACGGGCGGCCGAUCUGAGCACUCCUGUGCCCGUGCUGGGGGUGCCCGCUCUGGUGGGGGUUCGUGGCUGGAGGGCUCACACAUGGACCCAUCAGUGUAACGUUGGGGUGCAGACAUCGCCUGCUAUACGGCCUACUUUACGAAGCUGCCAGUCACAGUCAGAGACCCAACAGACGGACACAUCUACCAGCCAGUUGGAGAAAAGAACAAGCAUGCCACCCAACGGGCAUGUCCCCAAUGACUUAGGCUCAGAGGAAGAAAGUAAGAAAGGCCACAAAAGGAGCAUUUUUGUGAAACAAAGAAGCCUCGACACAAAGAUAAAGAAAGGUGUGACAUUCCAAGGUCUGGACAGUGAUAUAACUGAGGACACUGGCAAAGGAAUCAAAACGGAGGUGCACUGCCAAACUCGCAAAAUCAAAACCAACCCUCAUCUGCAUGGGGGCUUUGUCCACGAUAGGUCAAAAAGGACGAAGGAUGUCCGUUUUACCAACGGAAGCGUGGUUGACUCUGAGGCAAUUGGGGGAAUUAGCAGUGACAUCAGUGAAGGGGACGAGCCGUUCAAAGGGCUCGAAAAUGCAGCACACUUUGGGAAAAGGAAAGUUCCUCCAUGUUCUCCUCCACAUAGACUUCCACAGAGAAUCUGCAGCACCUGUGGUGGGAGGCAGAACCCUUUGGCUGCAGUUCUUUACACCACCACCCGAAGCACCACUUCACCCACAUCUGCUGAGUCAAACAGCCUCAAUUCCAGCCCAGCAACCCCUCUGUACCCUGGGAAGGACGUGGGAGGUCCGCUUUCUCCCCUAAAUGUGCAGACUGAGAAAUACACUACCUACAAAGCUAUGCAAACAGACAAAGGGUUGCCAGCUAUGCGGCCUCCACCUUAUCCAAAUAUAAACAUUAACAAUGACCAGCCACUAUCAUCUACACAGGAGACAGAGACAUACAAUCUCACCAGAUAUCCAUCAACCAGGAGAUGCGCGGGUGCCGCCUUUCCAAACACAGACCCUCUUAACAGUCAUGCCGCUUACACAUCAUCCCCAUACAUGCACACAGUCUCGGUGAGUGUGAUUCAGGAGGCACACUCAACUGUCUGUCCCAUUUCACAGAAGCCUACUUCAUCUACAUACACUACUCAGGCACCCAGAGCCCCUGUGCUAACCUUGCCCACACAUACUCACCAACAUAGCAUUGUGAUGACACAAGCCAAAACACAUGUGCCAAGCAACCCCCAUCUUGCACACAUCCGAGUACCACCCACAUCAUUCUGUAAUGGUACACAACCUAAACUAGCCGGCAUUGAACCCACAUAUACACACUCGAAACCACUGACAUUUGUCCAACCACACUUAAACAAAAACUCAGACAUGAAUCCACGUAUUGCUGACACCUGCUCUAAAACCUGUGAAUCAGUCACCACAGUGGACCCAAUCCAGCACACUACACCAAAGACCAUAUUACAGACAAAUGAUAAUAUACACGCCAAAGGUACCUCCCACACUGCUCAAUCAAACCACGCUAAUGCAUGUCCCAAGCCUCCAGCCACCUUGCAUUCACCCACGAGUGCUACGGAUCAAAGCUUAGUGCCGAGUCAUUUGAAUACAGUUUUCAAACCUUUGAGCACUUCACAGGCUAAUGCAGACGUCAAAUUUCCAAAUGGAUUAGACGUCGGGCAAAACGCACACCGGCGAUCUUAUGUCUCCUCAGACGCAAAUCCAAGCUCUAAACCUCAAAGAGUAUCACAAAUCCAUUUUAGCACGGACCGCAAGCCCUCAGCCACCUCAGCCUCUAAUUACUCCAAAGCUUGCAGCACAUCCACAUACACUCAAACAUGCUCCACGGCCAGUGACACACGCUCGCACACAAAUACGCAAAGGUUGCAUUGCUCAAAUUCACACCCCAACGAACACUCCAAGCCUUCCAGCGCUGCUGACUUGCCGGGAUCACCUCGCUGCACUCUCCCGCACAUUGACACGCACUCAAAACCUCCUAGCAUAUUAAAGAACCAAAGUGGUUCAGACUGUAAAUUGUCCCACACCUCUUACACAACCAUCCAUCGCAGCGCUGCACUUAACCCAAGUCCUGUCACAAAUAUGAGCCUUUUAACCAGGUCUGAUGCGUCUACAACCACUCAAGCAUUUGUGGAAGUGCAUUCCAACAGUGUAGAACAGCCUAAAGCAAGUCCUAAUGGCCUCGCAGAGGCUGUGCAAGAGACUAAUGUCAUGUCCAUCACUGAAAAACGGGAUACUGGAAUUGGUGAUUCAUCUACAGCAGCAACAAGCUCUGCCUCUAAAGGAGCAACUGAGCCAGAGCUAGACAUGAAAACAAGUCACACGUUUGUGGCAGAGACAACAAAAGACUUUCAUGGGAACUGUAAUGAACCCUCUGUGAUAGUUGAACUGCAAACAGCACACCAGCAAGUCCCACCUCAGCCUUCCGUACCACCAAGGACACCCAACACUUUCUGCCCGAACAUCUGCAGACCUCCCAAACCUUCCCAUGCUCCACCACUCCAUCCAGCAUUUGAAUUAUUAAUCGAGGUCACCAGAAGAAGAGUCAGAAACACAGAUUACAAGCCAAAUCCACACCUACCUUCUUCUUGUGCUCUUUCUCAGCUACAAACGCAAAACCUCAACAGCCUCGAUCAUGCUGAACCAGACCAGGAGUUAGAAACAGAAGAUUCACAGUCCAGUAAUAUUUUACCCAUUAGCGGACCAGUCCCGAACGGUCACUGCGCCCUCACACACUACCACCCUCCAUCUUUGGCCCUGCUGUUGCCCCCUUCCCUUGAAUGCAGCAGGAAUCAGGACCCUCAGAAGAGGCUGGAGAAUGUGGAGGCCAGUCUGCAGGCCAACCAGGAGAGAAUCUCGACCCUCCUCAAUAUCAUCCAGGACUUGGAGAUGAGCCACGCUCUCAGCAAAGGACGCCGAUGUUUCCGAACUGGUCAGGACCUCAGUGCCUGCUCCACCUGUCAAGAGACAGCAUGCAUCAUCUACAGUCUCUCUGAGAGUUUCUGUCUUUCUCUCUAUUCUAGUGUGGAGUAUGACUUCAGAAAGCAGGAGAGGCUCUUCAAGGAGGUAUUAGAGCCUCUGGAUUCCCCAGUAAGAGAUAUACCAGAUGGGGGAACCCCUGUUUUCAUCUCUUUCUCCUCCACUCCUCCACAUCAGGAUGAGGUAUGUUCACUUCCCAGUGUCGAAACAGAACCCAAGGCCAAGGUUAAAGUCAAGACCAAGAAGCUAUGUAGGAAGUUGUUUAGCUGGCUUCCUCGAAAAGUCCACAAGAAGUAGACUGUUCCUGCUGUUUCUCCUCUUCACCCCAACCCCCUCAAACACAUGACUCUGAAUGGAUCACUACUCCUCUGGAGGAAAGCUUCCAACAUCAUGAAUCACCCACUUGAAUUGGGUCCUCACGGUCCAGAAGAGUGACUGACCAUGUUAUUCACUGAAGGGAUCCAGUGAAGUGUAUUUGCACUACAUGACAAGAUGCUUUGGGCCUUCCACCUGAGCAGUGACAUCACACAGAGAGCAUGAUGCUUGUCCUAACAGAUCAUGCUCCUCAUUUGUGGAUAUAUUGCUAUGCAGAUGGACAUCGCUACGACAGACUGUGGAGCUGACAGCUUUAUUUUUUAGGGACGUUUUAAGUGGACUUGGGUUAUCAGUGGAGACCUGAUGUGGACGAUGGUGGCUGCUUUGACCAUACCACCUUUUCUUUACCAUAUGCAUCUAACCUUCAUAACAAUAAAGCAAAUAUUUAAGCAUA
Molecule: messenger RNA, 4406 nt
Organism: Astyanax mexicanus (Mexican tetra)
Lineage: Eukaryota; Metazoa; Chordata; Actinopteri; Characiformes; Acestrorhamphidae
Product: mucin-6
Exons: 5
Coding region: 644-3934 (1096 amino acids)
Biological process (GO): inhibitory postsynaptic potential
Cellular component (GO): postsynaptic density
Source: RefSeq, a predicted model, not a curated record